UGCACGACGAGUGAAUGCUAUUGGGCAACGGCACGAUGCUGCGCCAUGCCCAGGCGGUUGCCCUGGCAGGGCUGAUCUGCUGCAGCUUGAUAUCAGACACGGGUGCCAAAGAUUAUAAUAAGGAGCCCGUCUUUCGAUCCCAGAGCGAGUGCCGCUUUUUGCAUAUCAUCAAUGACUUCAAGCCGCACGAUGCAAACACAACCUUGGAAUUUGACAUUGUCUUCCAGUCCAUGAAGACCGCACAGGCCCAGGCGCGGGCCGCAGGCAUCCAGGUGGACUUUGUGUUUGUCUUGCAGGAUGGCGAUGAGCUUUCAGUGCCGCGGUCCGACCUGCUUGAUGCAGUUUACGUGACAGAGGCCUUUCUGGAUCCCGCGUCCCAACGUAGCCUCCCCACACCUGGCGGUAUUCUAGAUGCCGGAUUGGCCCACCACGACCACCCGGCCGUGGUGUUCACCAACCGCGACAUUGGCCUCUAUCCGCAAUUCUAUGUCCAGUCGUGUGAGUUUCUCCAGGUACCCGGUCAACUGGUUGUCGAGACCACGCGCGUGCUACUCAACAUGGACGAGGUCGUUGAGGACUACAAUCGGACAUUGUAUGCCAAGGGCCGUGUGCAUCGCGGCGCCGACUGCUGGGUGAUGGCGCGUGAGGUACUGCCAGAUUGCUACCGUGAGGAUCGGCGUCUGGUGGUCGGUUUUCCUCCCUGGGGCUCCUUGCUUCGCCACAUUCUGUAUGACCACGCUGUUGCGCUGCGCUGUGGCCAAAUUGGCGGCUAUCGGAUAUCGCGCAGUUCGCCGCACACCCCCAGCCGACGCCGCACCUUUCACCUCGAGAGAGCAGAGGGCACGGCUCCUUGGAAAAAGAUGAUGCGAUACAACGGCUAUCUCUAUGCCUACUUACAAAUGCUGCCACGCCGUGUGAUGCUGCGGGCGCCCAAACUGGCUUUCAUUGAGAGUGAGGACAACAUUGAUUGCUCACAACGGGGCGAGCCAAUGGUCUGGCCCUGGUGCGAGAAAUGCCAUCGGCCUUGCGACGGCUUUUGGAUGAAUUGCCCGACCGCAGACUGUCAAGUGAAUGGGCCUCGCUGCCGCUUUGACGAACAGCCAGCCCUGGCCACCUGCCCCAAUGGCUUCAACAAAGAGCACCUCACGGGGCCGCGAGACCAAAUUCGGGCCGUGCCCCCAAUAUCCCUAUCAGACCAUCUCAACACGGGCAUCACCGCCUAA
This is a messenger RNA of Monosiga brevicollis MX1, 1223 nucleotides long. RefSeq lists its product as uncharacterized. The record is from RefSeq and is a predicted model, not a curated record. The coding region runs from base 15 to 1223 and encodes 402 amino acids. Lineage: Eukaryota; Choanoflagellata; Craspedida; Salpingoecidae. The transcript is spliced from 4 exons.